AUGGAGUCACCUGCACUCUCAGGAAGAAUAGCACGAUGGCAGAUCUUACUGACUGAGUAUGACAUCGUGUAUAUGAGCCAAAAAUCGAUAAAGGGAAGUGCGAUAGCUGACUUCUUGGCAAGUCGAACAGCGGAAGAAUACGAGCCUUUGAGAUUUGAUUUCCCAGAUGAAGACUUGAUUUGCAUUUCAGAAAAAGAGGGUGAGUCAUCAAGAGAGAAAUCAUGGAAAAUGAGCUUUGAUGGUGCAUCAAAUGUAUUGGGGCAUGGGAUUGGAGCAGUCUUAGUAUCGCCGGAGGGAGAUCAUUACCCGCUCACUGCCAGAUUGAACUUCUUCUGUACCAAUAAUAUAGCGGAAUAUGAAGCUUGCAUCAUAGGGCUUCGUGCAGCUAUCGAGAGGAAAAUCAAAAUCUUAGAAGUGCACGGGGACUCAGCAUUAGUCAUUUAUCAAAUUCGUGGGGAUUGGGAAGUGAGAGAUCCAAAAUUAGUCAAGUACCACGAUCUUGUUGCGAAAUUGGUCAAAGAAUUCAAAGAAGUGACUUUUAACUACUUUCCACGAGAGGAGAACCAAUUGGCUGAUGCCCUAGCCACCUUGGCUUCGAUGUUCAAAGCAAACAGAGAAACUGAGAUAAUGCCCAUCCAAAUGAGUAUAUAUGAGACCCUCGAACACUGUUUUAGUAUUGAGGAGGAGUCAGAUGGACGACCAUGGUUCCAUGAUAUCUUGGAGUAUAUCAAGAAUCAAAGGUACCCCGAGCAGGCAAACGAGAAUGACAACAGAACAAUCAGAAUAAUAACGGUUGGAUUUAUUCUUGAUGGGGAUAUUCUAUACAAAAAAGGAAAAGAUCAAGUGCUCAUUAGGUGCGUGGACGCUGUUGAAGCUAGAAAGAUACUUGAAGAGGUUCAUGAAGAAAUUUUUGGAAUGCAUGCCAGUGGUUUCACUAUGGCCAGGCAGAUUAUGAGACUUGGUUAUUACUGA
Messenger RNA from Gossypium raimondii (Peruvian cotton), 972 nucleotides. RefSeq lists its product as uncharacterized. NCBI's taxonomy places the organism in Eukaryota, Viridiplantae, Streptophyta, Magnoliopsida, Malvales, Malvaceae. Gene Ontology annotation, molecular function: nucleic acid binding; RNA-DNA hybrid ribonuclease activity. The transcript has a single exon. The record is from RefSeq and is a predicted model, not a curated record. Bases 1 to 972 code for a protein of 323 amino acids.